Rotaria socialis is the source of this 831-nucleotide messenger RNA. The record is from the annotation of a GenBank genome assembly. Lineage: Eukaryota; Metazoa; Rotifera; Eurotatoria; Philodinida; Philodinidae.
AUGGCAGCAAGUCAAGGUUCAGAAUCACAAAUCAAUAGUAAUAAUUUAUCAAACAAUGAAAAUCAUAACAUGAACAAUAUUCCAUUGUAUGCUGAAUCUAAAUUGACACGCCAACAAGCAAUUCAUGAAAUAGCUGAUAUUAUCGUUAGGUCCAAUAUGAAACCGCAAUCAGUUGAAUGUACUUUUGAAUUAUUAAAAAAAAUUCUACCAUCCGAUAAUACAUUGCCAACUACAAUUGAUGAACUUUUUCAUGCAAUGAUGUCAUCGGACAAUGAUUGGCGUUUAGCACAAUAUUUUAUCAGACAUAAAGGAUAUCGAUCUUUAUUAUCAGCGACAUCAAAUGUAUCCGAUGAUAAUUCGCUAUCGCAAGAAGAAGAAGAAGAAUUCAAUAUUAUAGCGCAACCAUUAUCUACACUUUUACCUUUGAAUGACAAUCAUGCAUCGUCGAAUUCCGAUGAUGAAAAUAUUCUUACUCCCUACGAAAGAUUACAACAAUGUCUAGAGCCAAGUACGAGAUUAGCAAGAGAUUUCAAUCUCAAUUUUGCAACGGAAAUCCAACUUAAUGUCAACAAUGAUAAUAUGACUUCAUCUAGUCAACAAUCGCAAAUAGCAUCUAGUAUACAUGCCGACCGGUUUCAACGAGCUUUAAGUGAAAGUUCAUCAACAAUAUCUGAUCGUUAUCGGAUCAUGCAGGAUGUGUUAAGAGCCUUUAACAAUAAUGACGAUGAAACAUCGUACGACUCGAUGUCAAAUGAUAAUGAAAAGCUGUGUUGUUUUGAGAUCAAUGGGCGUAAUCUACUCAAUGAUAGUAAAGGGCGUCGAUAUUAUUAG